CGCAGAGGUAACAUGUCUGGAGUCGCAGCUCAAGUGUCUAAGGACAGAGCUGUAGCCGAGGGGCUUGGCACCAACAAGAACCCGGUGAAGUACUUAAAUCAGGACUUCGAGGAACUCCGGGCACAAUGCUUGUCUUCCAAAGUCCUGUUCAAGGAUGACCAGUUUCCUGCCUGCGUCUCAGCCCUGGGUUACAAGGACCUGGGACCCAAUUCUCCAAAGACCCAAGGGAUUGUAUGGAAGAGACCCACGGAUCUUUGCCCAAAACCUCAGUUCAUUGUCGAUGGAGCGACACGUGGUGACAUCUGCCAGGGCGCGCUCGGGGACUGCUGGCUCCUGGCUGCUAUUGCAUGUCUUACGUUGGACCAGAACAUGUUGGGCCGAGUUGUCCCAGAGAAGCAGAGUUUUCAGGAGAACUAUGCCGGAAUAUUUCACUUCCAGUUCUGGCAGUACGGUGAGUGGGUGGAUGUUGUCGUGGAUGAUCGGCUGCCCACGAAAGAUGGACGCCUGCUGUUUGUGCACUCAGAUGAGGGCAAUGAGUUCUGGAGCGCGUUGCUGGAGAAGGCCUACGCCAAACUAAAUGGAUCCUAUGAAGCGUUAACUGGCGGAAGCACAAUUGAGGGAUUCGAAGACUUCACCGGCGGAAUCUCUGAGCUGUAUGACCUGAAAAAGGCCCCGGCUGAUCUAUACCAGAUUAUACAGAAAGCCCUGAAGGCAGAAUCGCUGCUUGGCUGCUCAAUUGACAUCACGAAUGCCUACGACAGGGAAGCCAUCACGAGCCAGAAGCUGGUGAAGGGACACGCGUAUUCCGUCACUGGAGCGGAAGAGGUGACCUACAAGGGUGGAAAAGAGCAGCUGGUCAGAAUUAGGAAUCCUUGGGGACAAGUGGAAUGGACUGGACCCUGGAGUGAUGAGGCCCCAGAAUGGAAUUCCAUCGAUCCCAAGGAAAAGGCAGCUCUGGACAAACAGGCAAAUGAUGGGGAGUUUUGGAUGGCCUACUCUGACUUUAUAAAACAAUAUUCCAAGCUAGAGAUCUGUAACCUAACUCCUGAUACCUUGACUGGCAAUGACCAGCAGAAGUGGAAUAUAACUCUAUUUGGUAGCAACUGGGUCCGUGGGUCCUCGGCAGGCGGAUGCCUCAACUACCCAGGAACAUUUUGGACCAACCCCCAGUUCCGAAUUAAGCUGGAAGAGCCCGACGAUGACCAUGACGGAGCCGCACAUGAACCCUGCUGUACUGCGAUUGUAGGCCUCAUGCAGAAGAAUCGGAGACGGCAGAAGAAAUUAGGAGAGGACUUGCUGACUAUUGGCUACACUUUGUACAAGGUUCCAAAAGAGCUUCAGAACCAAACGGAUGUCAACAUCAGCAAAGAUUUUUUCCAGAAGAAUCAAUCAGUUGCACGCUCUGAUGCCUACAUCAACACACGCGAGGUCUCCAAACGUCUGAAGCUACCGGUCGGAGAUUAUCUGAUUGUACCAUCCACUUUCGAACCCUUCAAAGCUGGUGACUUCUGUCUUCGAGUCUUCUCAGAGAAAGCGGCCAAAUCUUUGGAAGUCGGCGACGUGGUGAAAGCUGACCCGUAUGAGCCUCAGAUAACAGACAAGGACGUGCCGGACGAUUUCAAGAAUCUUUUUGAGGGACUGGUGGGAGAUAAAGGAGAGAUCACGGCGAAGGAUAUUCAGACCAUACUGAACAAACUACUAGCAAAGAGAACAGACUUGAAAUCAAACGGUUUUAGCCUGACUACAUGCCGAGAAAUGGUCUCUCUCAUGGAUAUGGACGGAACUGGGACACUGAGUCUGGUGGAAUUCAACACUCUCUGGAUAAAGAUACAGAAAUAUAUAGAAAUCUUCCUGAAGAGGGAUGAAGAUAAAUCUGGAACCAUGGAUGCACAUGAAAUGAGGAUAGCUCUGCAGGAUGCAGGCUUUUCUCUUAAUAACAAGAUUCAGGAGAGCAUCACGAAGCGUUACACAUCUGAUGACAUGACCAUUAACUUUGAUGGCUUCGUCGCCUGCAUGACCCGCUUGGAGACCUUGUUCAAAAUGUUUAAAAUUUUGGACAAGGAAAGCCGCGGAAAGAUCGACCUCACUUUACCGGAGUGGAUCCGCACUACACUGGUCUAGAGGGAACGGGACGAGCUCAUAAAGAAACCGCAUUUCGUUUGCUAUUCGAUUCUGCGAGAUGUUUGGAUCCGUGUGACGCCCUCCUGCGUGUGACAAGGCCACUUUUUAAUGAUCUAUGUAGGAAUCAAACAUUGGGGAGAGAUAAAGUGGAGAGAGAUGAAGUACCAGCCAAUCAGCUCCUGACGUUUAUUAUUCAAACACAGUCUGUAACAUGACAGUUAGAUGCUGAUUGGUAGUUUAUCUCUCCCCUAUUUAUCACUCUCCAAGCGUAUAUACAUCUCCCCUUAUGUCUAAGAUUUUCAAAACCCACGGUGCUAUCAUGACGUCCCUGCUCUUAUUACCGCAGUGCAGGAUGACGAAUGAAUGAGUCCCUUCUUAGUUAUUACAAGUGAUUUACUCCCCUAGGUGUAGCUGGUGAUGGAAAAACUAUGGGAGAGAUUUAUCAAUCCUUUUAAAGAGGACAAGUGGAAGCGUCGCCCCAGUAACCAAUCAGAUUCUAGCUAUCAUGAUACACUUCGGUGCGGCCCAUUCAUCUUCAGUAGAACCACAUUUUACAACAUCCUCAGAAUGCCGACAUGUGAAUUCCACAGAAUGUCGACAUUAGGACGGGAGGGAUAGUGGGAUCAGGCAAUAGGGGGGAGGGGAGGGCGUUAGGGUUUGGCCGGGUACACACUAGAGCAAUGUGUACCCGGAUGUGUACCCGGAUGAUGCCAUCAUCAUGAAUGUCGACUUAGUAUAUCACACCCGUAAUAACAUAUCAGUGAGGCCUUUGAAACAAGCAAUACCAGCCACUGUGCAACAAACAAAUGUAACAUAAAAGUAGGAAAGAGUCAGGAGCUGCGAGUGAAAGCUUGAAGAGCCACGUGUGGCCCCAGGGCAGACCUUGGCCCAUCACUGACCUAGAACAUUCUAUAAAACGAGAGCUAGAAUUGAUUGGUUGCUAAGGGCAACAGCUCCGCUUGUCAUGUUUGGAUGAAUCUCCCUAUAAACCUUCAGGUUGUCUCCUUUAAUGUUACUCAAACACAGCAACUUAGGCCAAACAAAAAGGUCUUCUGAUACUGCCAGUCACCAAGCCUCUAGCAAGCACAGCAUGUCCAGAACACUUGUAAGCCUGUGAGCAGGGCCCUCCGACCUCGCUGUCCGACUGUUAUUGCCCAGCCCUGAUUUAUUACUGUAUUGUCCCCAACUGUAAAGAUCAACAGAAUAUGCCGGCACUAUAUAAGUAACUGUUAUUAUUAUUAUUAUUAUUAUUAUUAUUAUUAUUAUUAUUAAUAAUAAUAAUAAUAAUAAUAAUAAUAAUUAAUACAGCCAUUGCCAAAGGUUCAUGCUGAUAGACCUCUGUCAUUUCCUAGAUAUAAACUCAUCUGAACUAUUACAGCCAGCUAAUCAGUGCUUGCUCAGUGGCAAAGGCCGCAAUUGAAUUGAGGGUAGCUGCACUGGUCUGGCAGCUAGGGGGCGCUGUAGCAGGUACCCCCUCCUCACUUCUGGCUGUUCUGACUUACAUUGAAUAGUGUAAUGUGGAGACUGCUGCUUUGUGGCCCUGUGGUGCGAGGCUGGUCCUGGUGUCCCAAUGCCAGUUUAACAACCAGGCAGGUGGUGCUACAGCCCCAGGCCCCCAUAUAAAAAAAAAAUAGGCCCGAAACCCCCACAAUUAAGUUCUCAUCAUCCCUAUAUAGGAGCCUUGAGCCGGGCUUGCUAGCAAAAGAAAGACAGUUUGCUAGGCUUCAGUAUGGUUUGUAUGGAGCAGAAACCUUUCCUAUUCCACAGCCACAAUUACCUCCGCUCUGGUCCUGGAAAUUGGGUCACUGCCGCUGUGUAUGCUGUGAUCAUCAAUCCUAAUUGUCUGUGUUAGGGAUCAUCUGAGGCAGAACCAGUAUGUUUUCCCUGUAUCCCUCUAUGUUUAGUGCUCUUUCAUUUAUGUGUAUACUGUACUCGCUUAAUGAAUAAUGAUAUGAAUGGAUAAAAAGAUAUUGAACUUUGCAUUUUAUAAUAAUUAAACACUGCCAAUAAUUUAUAACUUAAUUUUAAAGAUCUCACACCUGUCAUUUCCAAAAUAAAGUCUUCAUGUGCAAAACAACCCAGUUUACAAUGCACGUCAAUGACUCCAUUUUGUCUGUGUAAAGCAAAAGUGGA
Molecule: messenger RNA, 4254 nt
Organism: Pseudophryne corroboree (corroboree frog)
Lineage: Eukaryota; Metazoa; Chordata; Amphibia; Anura; Myobatrachidae
Product: calpain-8-like
Exons: 21
Coding region: 13-2121 (702 amino acids)
Biological process (GO): proteolysis
Cellular component (GO): cytoplasm
Molecular function (GO): calcium ion binding; calcium-dependent cysteine-type endopeptidase activity
Source: RefSeq, a predicted model, not a curated record